AUGAGGAAAUUCAAUAACUUCAUUUCUUGGCAUAAACUUAUUGAUCUCCCCCUUCUUGGUGCUUCCUUAACUUGGACAAACAAUCAAGUUCAAUCUAUCAGAAGCAGAAUUGACAGAUUACUCAUUUCAGUGUCUUGGGAGUGUAUGUUUCCUAAUGUUAUUCAGCAAUCCCUUGCUAGACCUUGCUCAGAUCAUAAUCCAAUUGCUCUGUGUUGUGAAGGUGUCAAGCAUGGUCCUCCACCUUUCCACUGUGAGUAUUACUGGAUUUCUCAUCCCAAUUUUGUUUCAAUUGUUAGAGAUUUGUGGUCUUCUUUCACUGUUUCUGGAAGUGUAGGUUUUGUUUUCUGCAAGAAAUUACAAAUUCUUAAGAUUAAGCUUAAAGAAUGGAUCAAAACUGAAUUUGGUGAUAUUGAUAGAAGAUUGGAGGAGCUGGAAGCUGUUUUUAUGGAUUUGGAUGUUGAAGAAAAUGAAAAUAAUGGUCUCUCUGAGGAGCAAUGGGAAGAAAGGUUUAAAGCAAGACAAGAAUAUUGUAAGCUUACUAUCAAUAAAGCUGAAAAGUUGAGAAGCAGAUCAAGAGUGACUCACAUAAAAGAUUUUGUGAACAACACCAAAUACUUUCACAUGAUAUCUAAUGAUAAAAGGAGGAGAAGCUAUAUUGGUUCCAUCAAGGUAAAUGGCACUCUUACUUCUGAUGAGUCUGAGAUUAAGAAUGGCAUUGUCUUUUUUUUUCAAAAUAUUUUUCAAUCUCAAAAUUCUAGAAAUGUUACUAUGGAGGAUCUAAAUCUUAAGAAAGAUACUUUGGAGGAAAUUAAAGAUCUAAGACCAAUAAGCUUAGUUCAUGGUGCAUACAAGAUCGUCUCCAAAAUUCUGGCUGAGAGAUUUAAAAAAUGUCUACCUGAUAUUAUCUCUUCAAACCAAACAACUUUCGUUAGUAGACAAAUUCUAGAUGAUGUUUUAAUUGCCAAUGAGUUGAUUAAUUCUAGAAUUAGAAGUGGGAAACCUGGAAUUCUGUGUAAGAUUGACUUUGAGAAAGCCUUUGAUCAUGUAAAUUGGGACUUUCUUGAUGAAAUUUUCAGUUUAAUGGGUUUUGGUGCUAAAUGGAGGGGUUGGAUUAGGAUAUAUGCAGAUGUGGAGCAAGUUAAAAAUCUUAGACUAGUUUUGCUUUCCUUUGAAUUACUCACAUGCUUGAAGAUUAAUUUUGCUAAAAUCCAACUUUAUGGUGUUUCUUUUGAUGGAGAUUUAUCUGUUUUUUCUUCAAUUAUUGGUUGUUACAAUGGUGUUCUUCCUACAACCUAUCUGGGUCUUCCUUUGGGAGAUAGAAGUGGUGGUAUUGAAAGAUUUAUUUCAAAGCUAGCUAGAUGGAAAAAAGUUUUACUUUCUAAAGCAGGGAAAAUCACUCUUGUUAACAGUGUUCUUUCUCGUCUGCCUGUGUACUUCAUGUCAUUAUUUGAGAUGCCUUCUUCUGUUGUUAAGAAGCUUGAUAAGAUUAUGAGGAACUUUCUUUGGCAUGAUAAUAAAGAUAAAAGGAAGAUUCAUCCAGUAAAGUGGGUUGUUUUAAGCAGGAGAAAAAAAUGUGGUGGUCUGGGAAUUAAAAAUUUGCAGAAAUUUAAUCAGGCUCUUCUUUCUAAAUGGUCUUGGAGGUAUGCAGUGGAAGAAAAUGCUCUUUGGAAAUCCAUUACUACCGAGAAAUAUGGUGUUGGGGAAGUUUUUUGGGUCACAAAGAUGCCUAAAUGCUCAUAUGGUACUUCUGUCUGGAAAUCUAUCAUGAAAUGCAACUCAAUUUUUACCAGGUAUGUGAAGUUCAAAGUUAAUAAUGGUUCUAGAACCAGAUUUUGGAUUGACAAUUGGCUGUAUGACCAUCCUAUUAAAACUUGCUAUCCAAACUUGUUUGCUAUAACAAGAGGCAAAGGUUUAACUGUUGCAGAAAUGAGUGUUGUCUCUGGUAAUAUUAUCUCUUGGAACUUUAAAUUACCUAACAUAAUCAAUGCUGCAGCAAGAGUGGAGUUAAACUUGUUUACUACUGAUCUUGCUUCCUUCAACUUUGAGCAAAACAUUGAGGAUGAAUUGUGA
Molecule: messenger RNA, 2070 nt
Organism: Papaver somniferum (opium poppy)
Lineage: Eukaryota; Viridiplantae; Streptophyta; Magnoliopsida; Ranunculales; Papaveraceae
Exons: 3
Coding region: 1-2070 (689 amino acids)
Source: RefSeq, a predicted model, not a curated record